CAGCCUCUCCAAAAUUCUUAAAUAUAAAGUCAAAGUCAGGUGAAGUGUAGAUUAAUUUAUUCAUUUAAAGAUGUAAAAAUUCUUUCAAAAAAUUUACACUUUAAACAGAUCAGUUUUUAGCACUCAACUUAAAUCCAGUGCUUUCCCUAUUCAUUGGACCGAUAUGAUCAGAGAUAGCAUGUUAGUUUCCUAUUGCUGCUGUAGCAAAGUACCACAGCUUAGUGCUUCAUGCAGCACACAUUUGUUUGUUUGUUUAUUACAAUUCUGGAGGUCAGAAGUCUUAAAUGAGCAGGACUGUGUUCCAUGAACUGGCUUUUUCCAGCAUCUAGAAGCUGCCCACAUCCCCCUGCUGUGGCCCCACAUCACACCAACCUCUGCUUCUGUCAUCGUAUCUCCUGCGUCUGACUCUGACCUUCCUCUGGAAAGCAUCCUUGUGAUUACAUUUGGUCCACCUGGAUAACCCUGCAGAGGUCUUUAACUUAUCUACAAAAUCCCCUUUUGCCAUUUAAGGUGAAAUAUUCACAGUUCCAGGGAUUAGGAUGUGGGCAUCCUUGGGGGCCAUUAUUCUGUCUACCACAGAUAGUAAUUUCUACUCCACAGAAAUCUAAUAGGAAUUUUAAAAAGAUACAUAUUCUUGUCAUAUGCCUUCACAAGCUUUAGAAAAUUUCCUAUAUAAUAGAAAUUAGAGACCAGUUUGAGAUGAGAUACUGCUUAAUAUACUUUGGAUUUUAUACAGUAAAACAUUAUAUUUCCUUUACAUAAAUUCCUACAUAUACUAUUGGAAAAGCAUGCUAGAAAGUACUACAGGUAAUAUACUGCCUCUUUUUUUUUGAAGAAACUCUUUACUAAUUUUCUACCAAGUCUUUGUUACUAUCUUACAAAGUGAGUAUAUAUCAUUAUACUUCAUGAAUUUUUUAAAAGCACAAGAAAAAGUGACUACACAUAAGGCCACACAGCAAAUCAGAGAAUAGACACAGCUAGUGGUUAGAGUGUCCGGUUGGAGAUUUGGGUUCAUUAUCUCUUCUGCUUGACAACUGUAUCUCGAUAUAUAAUGACUAUUACCAAGUCUUGGAAAGAUUAAAGCAUGUUUGAGUACGUAGUAGCUCCAUAGCCCCAGCCUCACAAAAACUAAAAAGUAACAAAGAAGUUCCAUCGGGUUUUAGUCUACAGGAAGUAAGCAGCUUAUAUGGUUACUGGAACUUAUCUGCUACCUUGCUCAAUUACCUGUCAAAGCUGCUAUUCUUUCCUGUGUUUAAACGUUUCCAUGUUAUUCAGAGGCCUUAUACCACCUGCUCCCAGUGGCACAUGCUGUUGCACAAUUGGCGUUCUUCUUAACACAACUGGAGUUCUUCUUAACCAAACAAUGAAAACAGCAAUUACCCAAAAUCAACAUGUACUGCCAAAAGGGCAAGUCCUUUCAUAAAAUCACAAACUGAAACUUUUAAAUCUGCAUAUAUUAAGUAGCUUAAUGUAUUAUAUUAAUUUUUAAUCUUUAGAAUCUCAUUAAAAGAAAUUAUUCUCCAGGUUAUAAGUGUACCAAGUCCAAAAAAUGACUUUUAAAAUAAAAAAAUUGAAAAAACAUUUAAAUAAUAUAAAAACGAAGUGACUGCUGUGGCAGGAGGGUGGGGAGGAGCGGCAAUCUGAAUGACUGAAAUGAGAUGUAGAGAGACAGCAACUCCUGACCAGGAAAAGGAUUUCAAAACCCAGCAAUGGUCUAAAGCACUCACAUAGCUGUAGCCUACCACUUAGUUUGUCUGAAAUCCAAAAAGAAACUCAUAUACACAGUAAUCAUCAGCGUUUGGUGUCCUUCUAGUGGCUUGACAUUUAGCUGCUUUACUCUUUCAGAUGUCUUCUCUGAUUCCUGUACCCAUUCCAGCUCUUCUCCAUGCCCCCUUUGCUGCUGCAGUUAAGUUCUUUUUUUUCUUCUUCUUCCUUCUUUCUUCUUCUUCUUCCUUUUUUUUCUUUUUGAACUCUGAUACAUGUUUAUGAAUCCUCAGCAUCUCUCGUCUUCUGUUCAUCAGCUUGGUAUAAUACUGUUUAGCAUCAGAACAAAGCAUUAAUGUCCAGCAUAGAAUGGCGUUAUUUAAACUUUGAAACCUCUCAUUUCAGUGUGUCUAAUGCAACUUGUUUCUGUGUGAGUUCCUAGGUUUCUUUCAACCUGUGAAGAUCCAGCCAAGAGUGAGAAAGCAGCCUCUGCCAGCGGCUCCCCAGUGCUAGGGUCGUGUUCUCCACCAGCCCUUCAUCUGGAGAAGUGUCACUAGAAUAAUACUACAGCCCUCUCGUAUGGGGACAGGCUCUGUCCCACCGAAACCUGGGCUGAGCCUCCACCAUCAGGGACAUUCCCUGUCAUUGUGGUGGAAAGAGAACAUCGCCCAUCUAAGAUGGAGAAACUGAAGCUUAGCAAGAUUGCCAAAGGCCACGGUUAAGAAGAGGAUGGCUGUCCCUGGAGGUCAAGACCGGGUCUCCUUUCUUCUCCCACUUUACCAAUGCCUGAUCUCACAGGAUUAGUUCUGAGCCCAACACCAUGGCAUCAUCGACCUCCCUCCCACCUCCUCGCUCCCGGUCUAAGAAGCCUCUGGGCAAGAUGACCGACUGGCUCAGGCAGGCCCUGUCGAAGAAGCCCAAGAAGAUGCCUGACUCCCCUGAAAGCUCCCCCAGUGACACUUCGCAGCCCACCUCACAGGACAGCCCCCCACCCCUGGGCCUCAGUUCGGUCAGAUCUCCCAGCACGCCACUGACACUUGUGGGUGAUAGCAGCAGUGGCCGCUGGAGCAAAGACUAUGAUGUUUGCGUGUGCCACAGUGAGGAGGACCUGGUGGCUGCCCAGGAACUGGUCUCCUACCUGGAGGGCAGCACUGCCAGCCUACGCUGCUUCCUGCAGCUUCGGGAUGCAACGCCAGGCAGUGCCAUCGCAUCCGAGCUGUGCCAGGCACUGAGCAGUAGUCACUGUCGCGUGCUGCUCAUCACGCCAGGCUUCCUUCAGGACCCCUGGUGCAAGUACCAGAUGCUGCAGGCCCUGACUGAGGCCCCUGGGGCAGAGGGCUGCACCAUCCCCCUGCUGUCGGGCCUGAGCAGAGCCGCCUACCCGCCUGAGCUCCGAUUCAUGUACUACGUGGAUGGCAGGGGCCCCGACGGUGGCUUUCACCAAGUCAAGGAAGCUGUCAUGCGUUAUCUGCAGACACUCAGUUGACACUUCUUAUGUCAUCACGGGACCCAGAAAGUUCGAGGAAAGCUGGCAAUAGAGGGCCCACGCAGGGCCUCGGAUUCCGGCAGAUGUGACGGAGGGUGUAAGGAGCCAGAGUCUGCACGUGCCCGCCAGGCUCCCAUCACUGUGAGCUCCCCAGGAAGGCUGUGGGGAGGUCAGGGACUCCCCCAGGAAAGCCAUGAAGAAGCUGGGGACUCCCCAGGAAGCCCAAGAGGAAGCCAGAGAUUGGAGGUGGAGCUGACACCAGGAUGGUCCGCAGCGUUUUGCCUCCGGCCCAAUUGGACAGGGAGGCUGGCAUGCACCUACGUUUUCUUGCUCUGGAAUAGGGCGCUGGUAUAGACAGGUGUCCCUUCUACCUAGGUGACUCACCUGACUGAUGAACAAGCAGCCUAGACUGUAGGCCUGAACAUGGAUGGUUUUGCCGGCUGCCUGGGGAAGGCCCCGAACAGGCGUCUGGAGAAAGCAACAGGUAUCAAGUCCUUCAUGCUCACAGUACUGCUGUUCCCUUUCCCGGAAGCAUCCAUCUGCUUCACAUCGCUGUAUGAAAGAUGCGCUCGGUACUGCGCGGUGCCUUAUUUAUUGCAUAAGUGUCACUAAAGACACAACCUAGAAGCCAUUCUGUCUAUACAAGGAUGGGGAGGGAGCAGGUGGGGCAAAGACAAGGGAAGCCAGGGCGCAGGGCUCAGCCCUUCACUGCGGACCCAAAGCCCACUGCUGCUGUGACACCCGGGGGACCACCCGGGUCUGGGUAGAGCUGAUGCUUCCACAGUGGUGCAGUCUUCGCCUUUAGACAACAGCAGGCAGCAGGAAUCGGCAGAUGACUGCGUUCCUUGUAGGACAGGCAAGGUCUCAUUCAUCUGUCCUCAGUGAGUUUGCUGUUGAACUGAAAUGAAUUUCACUACCUCCCCCAAGGUGUAUUUUUAUGCCUCUUCUCUCAGUUCCCCCUAUCAUGUCCUCUUUCACUGAAAAAAAAGUUAUCUUUUAAAUUAUGAGUUAUUUUAUUACGGACAAAAGGACUAAAGAAUAAUAUAAUGUAUACUCAUGUGCCCACACCCAGAUUAGGAAGCAAAACCUUAUCCCUGUGGUGCUCCCUUUGUGCCCUGAACUACAGUCCCCUCACUUGCCCUCCCAGAAAUAACCACUAUUCUGAAUUUUGGACUUACUCCUCUUAGCUUUCCUCUGUACAUUUACUACGGAUGUAUGCAUCCCUCCCAGCACAUUGUUGGGUGUGGCUGGUGUCACUUUAUAUAAACAGCAUUGUAACAUUUGUA
Lemur catta (Ring-tailed lemur) is the source of this 4476-nucleotide messenger RNA. RefSeq names its product TIR domain containing adaptor protein (gene TIRAP). Lineage: Eukaryota; Metazoa; Chordata; Mammalia; Primates; Lemuridae. The record is from RefSeq and is a predicted model, not a curated record. The coding region runs from base 2525 to 3190 and encodes 221 amino acids. Gene Ontology annotation, biological process: signal transduction. The transcript has 5 exons.